This is a messenger RNA of Salvia splendens (bonfire salvia), 1741 nucleotides long. RefSeq names its product heat shock cognate 70 kDa protein 2-like. The transcript is spliced from 2 exons. The coding region runs from base 27 to 1589 and encodes 520 amino acids. Gene Ontology annotation, molecular function: ATP binding; ATP-dependent protein folding chaperone. NCBI's taxonomy places the organism in Eukaryota, Viridiplantae, Streptophyta, Magnoliopsida, Lamiales, Lamiaceae. The record is from RefSeq and is a predicted model, not a curated record.
CCGAAUUAGAUCUGUAAGCUGCAACAAUGGCCGGAAAAGGAAAGUUUCCGCCCAUCGGAAUCGAUCUCGGAACCACAUAUUCCUGCGUCGGCGUGUGGCAGCACGACCGUGUCGAAAUCAUCCCCAAUGAACAGGGAAACCCAAUCACGCCGUCUUACGUCGCCUUCACCCGUUCCGGCCGUCUCACCGGUGACGCUGCAAAGAAUCAGGCCGCCGUGAAUCCGAUCAACACGGUUUUCGAUGCUAAGAGGUUGAUUGGAAGGCUAUUUAGUGAUUCAUGUGUUCAGAGCGACAUGAAGUUGUGGCCAUUCAAGGUUUUCUCCGGACCCGAUGACAAGCCGAUGAUCAGUGUUAACGACAAGGGUGAGGAGAAACACUUCACUGCUGAGGAGAUUUCAUCCAUGGUUUUGAUGAAAAUGAGGGAGAUCGCCGAGGCAUACCUUGGCACAGCAGUGAGGAAUGUCGUCAUCGCUGUUCCAGCUUACUUCAACGAUUCCCAGAGUCAAGCCACCAAGGAUGCUGGACUCAUUGCUGGCCUCAACGUGAUGCGGCUCAUCAAAGAGCCUACUGCUGCUGCCAUUGCUUAUGGUCUUGACAGGAGGACGACGAGCGUGAAGCAUGUGUUAAUCUUUGAUCUUGGAGGUGGUACUUUUGAUGUCUCUCUUCUCGCGUUGGACGAGGGUGUCUUCGAGGUGAGUGCCACCGCUGGCGACACUCACCUUGGUGGCGAGGACUUCGACAACAGAAUGAUCAAUCACUUCGUUCACGAGUUGAAGAUGGAGAACAAGGACAUCAGUGGCAACCCGAAGGCCCUGAGAAGGUUGAGGACAGCCUGUGAGAGGGCGAAGAGGACUCUUUCGUUUGCUGCUGAAACCACCAUCGAGAUCGACUCUCUCUACGAGGGAAUCGAUUUCUACGCCCCCGUCACCCGUGCUUGGUUCGAGGAAAUCAACAUGGACCUCUUCAGGAAGUGCAUGGAGCCGGUGGAGAAGUGCCUGAGGGAUGCCAAGAUUGACAAGAGCUCCGUUCACGAUGUCGUCCUCGUCGGAGGAUCCACGAGAAUCCCCAAAGUUCAGCAGUUGCUGCAGGAGUUCUUCAACGGGAAGGAGCUUUGCAAGAGCAUCAACCCGGUCGAGGCAGUCGCCUAUGGUGCUGCUGUCCAAGCUGCGAUUUUGAGCGGCGAGGGUGACGAGAGGGUUCUAGACCUAUUGCUUCUCGACGCCACUCCUCUCUCUCUUGGUGUGAAAACCGCUGGAGGCGUCAUGACGGUUUUGAUCCCAAGGAACACCUCCCUUCCCACAAGGAAGGAACAGGUUUUCUCGACUCACUCGGAGAACCAGCGUGGAAUGUUGAUUCAGGUGUACGAAGGUGAGAGAACGAGGACGAGGGAGAACAACUUGCUUGGGAAGUUCACAAUCUCCGGGAUCCCUCCUGCUCCGAGGGGCGUCCCUCAGAUCACUGUCAGCUUCGACAUCGAUGCCAGUGGGAUCUUAAAUGUCUCUGCAGAGGACAAGAGUACAGGUCAGAAGACCAAGAUCACCAUCACCAAGAGUAGACUCUUCAGACCACAAGAAGGCCGACGAGGUUAAGUCUUUUGGGCUAAGUUCUCCGCUCUUGAUGAAUGGCGUUGGAGAAGUACUUGUGCAUGAGACCUUAAUGAUGACUCCAUGGUUAAGCCAAUGCAUUGGCUUACCGAAAUUUGUAGUGUUUAAAAGGGAAGGGACACUCUCCUUGACAAAAA